Molecule: messenger RNA, 7758 nt
Organism: Ictidomys tridecemlineatus (thirteen-lined ground squirrel)
Lineage: Eukaryota; Metazoa; Chordata; Mammalia; Rodentia; Sciuridae
Gene: Rpusd4
Product: RNA pseudouridine synthase D4
Biological process (GO): pseudouridine synthesis
Molecular function (GO): pseudouridine synthase activity; RNA binding
Source: RefSeq, a predicted model, not a curated record
UGGUCGUAGCUUGCCCCUCCCUUGGUAAGAUGGCGGCGCCCAGCUGUACUGCGUCUGGCGCCUGGGUCCGGGGUUCCGGCCCGCGUUUGGGGAGUCUUUUCACUCUCAUCUCAAAGCCAUUUUGUUCCACCGCUGCUGCUACUAGGCCUCUGAAUGCCCAGAGACUAGCGGAGAGGCUCCGAGCCCAGAAACGGGAACAAGAGAAGAAAAAGCCGGAACCAACAAACCGUAUUCAACGGAGAGUGCAAGAACUCGUGCGAUUCACACGGCAGCUGCAGCGAGUUCACCCUAACGUCCUUGCAAAGGCACUGAGCCGAGGGAUUCUCCACCAGGACGAGGACCUUGUGGUCAUCAAUAAGCCCUACGGUCUUCCUGUCCAUGGUGGCCCUGGGGUCCAGCUCUGCAUCAGUGAUGUGCUGCCUAUCCUGGCAAAGAUGCUUCAUGGCCACAAGGCAGAGCCCUUACAUCUGUGCCACCGGCUAGACAAGGAAACCACAGGCGUAAUGGUGUUGGCUUGGGAGAAAGAUGUGGCACAUCAAGUCCAAGAGUUGUUUAGAACCCGUCAGGUGACAAAGAAGUACUGGGCCAUCACUGUGCAUGUCCCCGUGCCCUCGGCAGGAGUCGUGGAUAUUCCCAUCAUUGAGAAGGAGGUGCAAGGCCAGCAGCAACACCACAAGAUGACGCUGUCCCCAAGCUACCGCAUGAACGGUGGUAAGAUGGUCAAAGUACGGACCAACCGGAAUGCCCACAUUGCCAUGACUCAGUACCAGGUGCUCAGCAGCACUCUGUCCUCUGCCCUCAUGGAGCUCCAGCCUGUAACUGGAGUGAAACAUCAACUUCGAGUUCACCUGUCUUUUGGAUUGGAUUGCCCAGUCCUUGGUGAUCACAAGUACUCAGACUGGAAUAGAUUGGCCCCUCAGAAGCUUCCUGUUGGCAUUCUGAAGAAGUUGGGGCUGGAACAGUCAAAGGCCCGCCACAUCCCCCUUCAUCUGCAUGCCCGGCAGUUGAUGCUACCUGCCCUGGGGUCCAGGAAGGAGGAACUCCAUUUGGUCUGUAGGCUUCCUCACUUCUUUGCACGUUCUCUGCGUCGUCUGGGUUUAGAGAUUCCAAAUCAAGAUUAAAUUGGGGACAAUGAAGCCAGGCAUCUGAGAGUACAGUGAAGACUCUUUGGCCCCUGACUCUGCUUUGUUUCGUGGACUGUUGUAACUUCUCACUUGGAACAGACUCCAGAAGAGCCUGGUGGCAUAAAUUGAAGAAACUCAGCUGUGUCAGGGCUUUUAAUGGAGAAUAAAAUCUAUUCACUGAGAGUCUGAGCAUUCUAUGAAAAAGCCUGCUGGAAAUCUCCCCACCACAGGGUCUCCUUGCCAAGAUGCAAGAGAGCCCAGGACCAGGGCAAUUGGUACAGUAAUGGAAAAAAGGAGAACUAAAGGACAAAAUCUGUGGUCAGGAAUUAUUUUUAUCCAACAUCUUGAGCUAUCAGGGAGAUUCUUGUCAUUGUAAAGAACAUAAUAGUUAAACAGAUUUACGGAAUCCAGAAUUCUUUCUGGCUAUCAAUGGAGUCCUCACUGUACUAGUGCUUAUGGAAUCUAGGAAGGGAGUGUUCAGGGUCUGGAUGGGGUAGGGCUUUUGAUAAGAAAGCAGGUGUAAAUGGCAGGCAGCUAACAAAUGAGUGAAGCUGCCAGGAUGUAAGGCAGUGGUGGGGACAAACCUAGGAGUUUCGUUUUUUGAUACUAUGGAUUGAAACCAGCGGCGUUUAAGCACUAAGCCACACCCCCAGCCCUUUUCGUAUUUUAGAGACAGGGUCUCGCUAAAUUGCUGAGGCUGGCUUUGAACUCAUGAUCCUCUUGCUUCAACCUCUUGAGCUGCUGGGAUUAUAGGUGUGGACCCCUGUGCCAGGCUUCACACACUGUUUUAAUAGUUGUUAGCUCCAAGUGGUUGUUACCCUGUGGAGGCAUAUUUUUAAAAAAUUUUUUUCAGAGAAUAAGGCAAUCUAGAAGCUAUGUGAACUCCUAGCCAAUUGCCAGCUAAAUCAAAAUUUUAAAAAGACACUUAGCCAAGCAUAUUUGCAGAAUGAAUUUGGUCUACAGGUUGCUAGUUUGCAAUCUGUGUUUAAUGAAUAGUAAGUGUAAAAGUUGGGGGAGAGAAGCCAUCUUGAAAGUUUUAGUUCAGUAGCUGGCAUUUCAGCUGCCAUAUGUCCUUUCUAGGCUAGAAAGGGGAUGGCUUUGGUUAAUUCAAAAGAGUGUGGUUAGAAGGGAGCUGCCAUUUAAAAAAAUUCUUUGUUUUGAAAACAAGCCUCCUGUUCUUAGUUCUCAGGAAGGAGAUGGCCAUGCCCAACACCAGUAGUGUACAAGUUUCCUUGGCCUCCCUGCUCAGUUGAUCCCUCUGGCUCUCUUUUUUCUUCUUAUACCCAGUUGUCUAAUACGCAGAUACGUUGCACACUACUUUGGGCUGAGCUGAAGAAAGUUGGAGUGACAGCACAUUGGAGAGAAAAGCCCCAGAAUAGCUUUUGUAUGAUCCCUCUGUAUAUAAGGUACUCCUUCUAUUCAUGGUUUCUUGCUCCACGGUUUCAGUCACCUGUGGUCAACCACAGUCUGAAAAUAUUAGAUGGAAAAGAUCAGAAAUAAUUCUGAAGUUUUAAAUUUCACACCAUUUUGAGUAGCAUGAUGAAAUCUUGCACUGUCCCUCUAUCCCAUUUGGGAUGUGAAUCAUCCCAUUGUCUAGUGUUUCCAUGCUAUACAUGUUACCCAUUAUUUAGUCACUUUAUAGCUCUUAGUUAUCAGAUCACCUUUCUCAGUAUUAGUAUUGGUGUUCAAGUAGCAUUUUUACCAGUCUCUUAGUGUACCUAAGUUAAAUUUGAUCCCAGGUUUCCGUGUAGGGAAAAUAUAUAGAGAGUGGUAAUAUCCAUGGUUUCAGGUGUCCACUGGGGGUCUUGGAAUGUAUCCCCCUUGAAUCGGGAAUUUCUGUAUUGUUAAUACAGCUUUCUAAAUGUCCUUCCCCAUUUCUACACUACUAUUACUAUGCAUAUUGAAUUUAAGAGCACAGACGAGGUUGACUUUCUAUAAGGCCUAAAUAUUUUGUCUGUUUGGUAAACUGAUUCUCAAGAGGGAUUCUCCAAAAGGACAAGAAUGUGACACUUAAGAACUAUUAAUAAUUUACUUUGGCAUAGUGAGAUGAUCAGAAAUGCCUACAAGAAUGGAGAACUAUAUUAGCAGAUGAUGAGAAUAAAAAUUGGAAAAUAUAGAAAAGAUGCUAAUCAGGACACACUUGGAAAGUGAUAUAGGAUUUCUAUCAUUCUUCCAGUUGUGUUUCCUUUCAGUAGGGAUGUAUGGUCUAUAAUUUGGCAAACUGAAUAUUUACUAGCUUGAAAGUAAAUGGGAGCAUUCACAUAUCUCCAGAGGUCUUUUCAUUAAAUGUAAUCACCUGUGAUUGACAAGUGUGGAGCAGGGAUGUUGCUCCCUAGUCUAGCACAAGCCACAGAGGUGGACAGAACCAGCUGUCAGUGUCCUUAAUCUUACUCAGUGUCACCAUGAAUGCUACAGUGCCAUUCUUUGUGAUAUUUUUAGCUUUUCAUUGCUGUUUCAUGUUGGUUUCUGGGCAGGGAGCUACCAAGAGAGAGACAGUUGGUAUUUUGAGAGUUCCUAAGCUGCCCUGGUAUAUGGGUCUCUGCAUUGGAAAAUAGAGAAGCGUCUUUAUCCCUACACUGAGGGCUGUCUCCCACCCUACCUGUUGAGUCAUGGAUUAGAAUAACCUAGUAGGGGAUUUGCAACUUUGGGAGUAAGGGUGGGAGAACAGACCAUAUGAUUUCAGUUUAAAAUAAACAUACUUUGGUAUGCUGUUUGGUUAACCAGAGGAAGCAUGAUUUUUUUAAGGUUUAUAUUUGAAAUAACUUAUUUAUAAAUAUGAAUUGUCCUUUUAAAAUUAAUAGAACACUUAGGCUAGGAUUGUGGCUCAGAGGUAGAGCACUCUCCUGUGCAUGCGUGAGAUAUUGGGUUCGAUCCUCACACCACCUAAAAGUAAAGAUAUUGUGUAAAAUUAAUAGAACACUUAAGCAUACCAGAAGAAGCAUCAGAUAUUAGCUAAUGUAGUCUGCUUGUAAUUAGUUGCCAUUGAAGCAUUCACCACUGUCCAGUGUCCCCAAAGAAGGGGACCUAUGUUAAGAAGUGUGGCAGAUAUGUCUGAGGUCAGAUCUAGACUCAGAUCUGCCAGGGGUGAUCUGAUAUGGGGAUGCUGCUCUUGAUGUACAGGGAGGGUAAGGUGUAGGGUCUGCUUAUCAAGCCAGGUUCAUCUGGCAACAGAGAUGGGACCCACCCUUUUGGGAUUGGAACCUGCUGGGUUAAGGUGAAAUGACCCAGUGGUGCCCAACACUGCUAUGUCAAUAUUUCAAAAUAAGUGAAGUUCAUUUUUAGUCAUGUUCCAAGCUCCUUGGCUGUGUAACUCCAGCUUCCCAGGCAACACUACCCUAUGAAACCACCCUUCUUAAGUUAUUUGCAGUGAUCAAAAAGAGCCACUGUACCAAGCAAGACCCACUAUGUAGAUAGUUCAGCCAAGUAAGGAUCAGAGCACGAUACUUAGGCAUUCAAAGCAAGUGCUCAAUGAAGGGAAAGCAAGGAAUGAGAGACUGGUAAGCGAGAAACGAAAGAAGGAGGUCAGACAGAGAUACACAUGUGAGUGUAUUUGUCAGAGAGAGGCAAAAUAGGCUUGGGUUCUGGGACUUUUAUCAGGGAGGCUCAGGAACCAGAGCUGGGCGGGUCCUAAUGUGUUAAGGGUUGGGUUGGUCUGAGGGAGUGGUGAGCCUUUCUCAGAAAGGCCUUUGGGCGGGAAAGCGAAAUUUUUUCCUUAACAUGGCGGCUGUCACUUAAGGUGGCCAUCCAAAUCCCAAGCAAGGACCUUAUACUCAAGCUGCUUGGAGAUAUGCUCUGUGAAGGAUCAAAUGGCAAAUAUUUCAGACUUGGCAGGUCACACAGUUCCUGUCAAAACUACUCAACUCUGCCAUGUAGCAAAAAACCAGCCAGAGAUAAUAUGUAAAUGAGUGAGCAAGGCUAUGUUCUAAUAAAAUUUUAUUAAUGGACUCAAAUAUGAAGUUCAUAUAAUUUUCAUGUGUCACUAAGUGUAUUAGCUCAGGCAGCCAUAGCAAAAUACCACAGAUGGAUGGCUUAAACAGCAGACAUUUUCUCACAUUUCUGGAGGCUGGAAGUACAAUGUCAGGGCUGGGCAGGUCUGGUUUCUCUUGAGGCCUCUUGGCUUACAGAUGACUGUCAACUUGCUGUGUGUUCACACAGGUUUUUUUCUGUACAUGUGCAUCCCUGAUGUCUCUUCCUUAUAUGAACAUCAGCCAGAUUGGGUCAAGUCCCAUCUUUAUGGCCUCAUUUGACUAUCUCCUUAAAAGUCCUAUUUCUAAAUAUAGUUGUGGGAUUAGUGCUUUUAAAAAUUUUGGGCAGGAGUGCACAAUAAUAUAACACCAUCUGUUAUUAUUUUGAUUUUUCCAAACUAUUUAAAAAUAGAAGAUCUUCACUCUGUAUAACUGAGGGAAAGUCUAAAUAAACCCUUCAGCAUCACUUGGGUUUUAGGUGACUUUAAAAGUCAUUCAUUCUGGAGGUCGUGCUGCUGAGCAAUAUGCCAUUAGUCUCCCCCUAGCUUUGCCUUCUUUGGCUGUAGCCUGUCAUCUUCUCAUUUUGCUGGCAUUCUGAAUAAAUAUUUUUCCUUGGUCCCACAACUUGUCCUCAAUUCAUUGGGCCCCUUUUAAAGUAACAAGUAAACAGACUUGGGUUUAGUAACAAUAGGACAAAGAGAAACAUGAGCUGCAUUCAGCUAACAGACUGUGGUUUGGCUAUUGUUCCUGUCUCCAAUAAACCAUGCUUCUUAACAAAGGGAUAAUAAUAUGACACUUAAGAAAUAGUGAUAACUGACUUUGAUUAGGGAGACAGAUGAAGAGGGCCCCUGAUCUAGUGGUGUAUAGAGAAAUCUCAGGUACCUAGGGAACUACCGCCAGGCCCAUGUAGUAUCCAGCAUACUAUGGGUUGAACACAGGGCAGAACAGGGCCACUGUAUUGCCUGGGGAAGAGGUGGACUACCUGAGCUGUGGGUUUUGUUGGGCACCUAUCUGGAGGCCUUUAAAGAGACUGGACAGCAGAGUUAGUGGAAUCGAAGUGAGUGAGGAGCCCAAGGUGGGAGAGAUCCAGUCCUUAAAUGUAGAAUGGUGCUUUUUGAGUUUAGGCUAGCCAGGUACAGCCUGGACAAACACACACUGCCCAGAAAGAGAGGUGCUGCUUCUAGAGGGGGCAUUAGGUGAGCCACUCCCCAGCCUCAGAGUACAACAAGCACUUCCCAGAGGCACACACAGACAUUUCAGGGAGAGCUAAAACCAAAAGAAUGAAACAUCGUUUUCUUUACUGACAUAUCAUGACUUAAUACUAAAUCAAAUUUUUUUCCUUCUCCAUCCCCAAUUUCCUUAGUCAUCUCCUUUCACCUUGCCAUCCCCAGUGAAUGACCAGUCUUGGUGGCUGUCUGCAUAGAUGUCCCCAUCAUUGGGGCCUUAGGAUCAUUUUAGGCAAGAGUACCUGAGACAUUCCUGUUAAUCUUUUCCCUUACACCUUAUUUUGCUACCACUGUUAGCAGUGGGAAUUUGAUUUAAUCAGGUGUGAUUACAGAGCAGACCGAAAUCCUUUCUCAGAUAUUUUCACGACUUGUAACCAAACAUAUCUUAAAUGCACAAUGGACCCAUACCUCACAUACACUCUACCCAACCUAGGUGGUCUGCACUGCCAGAACUAUAACUUUGCCAAUUUUGUAUAUAUUGUAUAAAUAGGAACUUACAACAUAUAGUCUUCUGGGACUGGCUCUUUCACGUAACAUAAUGCUUUCAAGGUUCAUCCAUGUUGUAACAUAUAAGAGUGUUUUAUUUCUUUUUAUUGUGAAAUAUGUAUAUAUAAAAUACAUAUUACAUUUUGUUUAUACAUUUGUCAAUUGAUGUUUCCACUUUGGGGCUGUUAUGAAUCAUGAAUUGCUGACACGUGACAGCUCUUUGACACUUCGUAGAAGAGCCGUAGUGUUUUCCAAAGUGGUUGUGCCAUUUUACAUUCCCAGGAAUCGAGUGCAAAGCUUCCAGUUUCUUGCCAAUAUCUGUUAUUAACUGUCUUCCUGAUUAUAGCCAUCCUAGUGGAUGGAAGUGGUUUCUCAUUCUGGUUUUGAUUUGUAUUUCACUGAUGGCUAAUAGGAUUUGACAUCUUUUUACAUGUUUAUUGGUCAUUAAUAUAAUUUAUUUGAAGAACUGUCUCUUUAAAUCCUUUCAUUUUAACUAAAGAUUUUUAUUGGUGUUUUAUAAUUACACAUAAUAAUGGGUUUCAUUGUGACAUAUUCAAACAUAAUUUGGUCAUUUAAAUUCUUUGUGCAUUUUAAAUUGGGUUAUUAAUCUUUUAUGAAGUUGUAAGAGUUUUUUAUAUAUUCAGGAUGCAAGUCAUAUAGGUAUAUAAUUUACAAAAGUUUUCUUCCUUUUGUUUUCAUUUUUCUGAUGAUGUCAUUUGCACUAUGAAAUUUUUAAUUUCAAUGUAGUCCAAUGUAUUCUUUUGCUGUUUGUGUUUUUGGUACCAUGUCUAAGGAAGCAUUGACCAAUCCAAAGUCAUAGAGAUUUACUCCUAUAUUUUCUUUUUUCUGUAUUUUUAUAGGUGCAUUUUAAUUAUACAUAAUAGUUGGACUUGUUGUAAAUUCAUACACACAUGAUAUAACAAUAUAAUUUGGUAAAAUAUAUAUUUCCUUCUAAUA